AGGAGUUUCUAACAUUUUCCGAGGGUUUUGAGCCCCAGCAAACUUCCCAUCGUUCCAUUCAAUUCCAAAUACACAACUCGCAACGCAACAAAAGCUAACAUGGAACCAAAGCCAUCAAGCCUCAAACCGCUUCCCGAGGAAGAUCAAGAUCAUGAUCAAGAUCGACUGCAAUCUGAUCAUGCUCCUACGAAUGCGCCGUCUGCUUUCUCCUCAAAACCCAUUCGUCCUCCCACUCAAACAUCUUCGCAAAAAUACUCCCCGUUAGAUUGGAAAGGCUAUUUUGACCAAGAGGAUGAUGUUUGCAUCCCUGACACAAACGAUGUUUUCCACAUAUAUACUGCAGGAAAGGAAGGACCAGUUGUAUUUUGUCUACACGGGGGUGGAUAUUCUGGGCUUUCGUUUGCAAUGUCAUCACGCUUAAUUAAGGAGAAAGCAAGGGUAGUAGCAAUGGACCUGAGAGGACAUGGGAAAUCAUCCACAGAAAAUGAAAUAGACAUGUCUAUUGAGACCCUAUCUAGUGAUGUUCUUGCUGUUUUGAAGACAAUGUACGGAGAUAGUCCACCAGCAAUCGUGCUUGUUGGCCACAGCAUGGGUGGAUCAGUUGCAGUGCAUGUGGCAGCAAAGAAAACAUUACGUAGUCUUGCUGGACUUGUGGUUGUUGAUGUUGUUGAGGGGACAGCUAUGGCUUCGUUGAUGCAUAUGCAGAAAAUUCUCUCAAACAGAAUGCAGUAUUUUUCGACUCUUGAGAAAGCGAUCGAGUGGAAUGUCAGAGGAGGCUCUUUAAGAAACAUUGAAUCUGCUCGAAUAUCAAUUCCUGGGACCUUAAAGUAUGAUGAUUCACAAAUGUGCUAUUGUCACAGAGCACGAUUGCAGGAAACAGAACAAUAUUGGAGAGGAUGGUAUGAAGGCCUAUCGGAGAAGUUUCUAUCAUCUCCUGUACCAAAGCUGUUGCUGUUAGCUGGAACAGAUAGACUCGACAGGGCUCUUACAAUCGGACAAAUGCAGGGAAAGUUCCAAAUGGUGGUUGUCCGACAUACUGGCCAUGCAAUACAGGAAGAUGUACCCGAGGAAUUUGCAUCACUUAUACUCAAUUUCAUCGCACGCAAUCGAAUAGGUCCUUAUGGAGUUGAGAUUCCAGGAAUCCGCCGGCCAUCACAGCCACAUGGUUGAACAAUGAUUAUAUGAGAGGGCCUGGUGCAAAAUGAUUAACCAUCCAUCAUUCAUGCGCGAAUGAAGAUUAGAGUUAUAUUAUUGCUAAUGGUCUGGUAGGGUUCAUCCUUAAACUUUUGUUAAAUACAAAUCAACUUGCAUCCUCAAAUAUGGCACAAGUUGUAUGUAUAAUUGUGUUAUGGUUCACUGAUGUUCUCUUUGUCCAAAAUCAACAUAUGUCUUUGAA
Cynara cardunculus var. scolymus (artichoke) is the source of this 1396-nucleotide messenger RNA. RefSeq names its product protein phosphatase methylesterase 1. The transcript has 13 exons. Gene Ontology annotation, molecular function: protein methylesterase activity. Gene Ontology annotation, biological process: protein demethylation. The coding region runs from base 100 to 1170 and encodes 356 amino acids. NCBI's taxonomy places the organism in Eukaryota, Viridiplantae, Streptophyta, Magnoliopsida, Asterales, Asteraceae. The record is from RefSeq and is a predicted model, not a curated record.